CCAGCCAUAGUUUGGUACAGAAGCAAAAGUCAACUAUCUCGGCCACUUUGUUGUAGACAACCUGACGGUUAAUUGCGCAUUUUUUUGUACUGGUCGGAUUCUGCACCGUCGCGUCGCCGUCGCCUCCGCAGAAACAGAUCGAUCUCCCACGCACCUGCAGAUCUCCACGCCGCAUGAUUUCCCAUUAAUCGGCCGAUUAAUCACUAUUACAAUCGAUUAAUAAUAGAACAAAUAACGCACGGUAGGCUGCAACCCGAAAACCCGAUUACGUGUACCCAUAUCCUAGCUGGCUCAUCGUUCCGCGGAUAAUUAACAAUAGGAAUUAGAUAAGCCGUAUAAUAUACUGUUUUCCCGAUUUUAUCUCCGACAGCAGUAAAGAUAAAAACGCCGAGAUGUUCGCGAUAAUGCAGAUAGACAACGACGUCAGCGGCGGCCAGUUCAGGAGGAAAAUGCGGUCCAAGUGCGAAUUCGUGUGCAAAUAUUGCCAAAGGAGGUUCACCAAGCCCUACAAUCUCAUGAUACACGAGAGGACGCACAAAAGCCCCGAGGUCACGUUCAGCUGCGAGAUAUGCGGCAAGAGCUUCAAACGGCAGGACAAUCUCAAACAGCAUAGGAGCAUACACUAUCCCGCAAAUACAGCAUACAAUUGUUUCAGUAGCAGAUAUUAGUGUUAAAAUAGUUUCUUUAAAAAACAUCGCAGUAUUUAUUAAUUUUUUUAUAUAAAUUUCUUUCUCUUAUUGUAUGUACAUAUUUUAGCGUUUAGAGACCUAUUUAUUAUUAAAUAUACCUAUUAUUAAUUAGUUUAAGUGAAGACUACCGUUGUCUAGUCUGAAAAUUGUAUUCUUUGAAUUUUUAAUAAUUUUAUGUAGAACCGUAAAUUAUAGGUACCUAACCCAUGAUGAUUGUAUUGAAUACAAUUUGUGAUUUUUUUCGAAGAGUGAGAUCUUCUGUCAAAUCCGAUUUGUUGAUUAGAAAUUCAAUUUCUUAUAAUUAUGUAAUUCGAAUAUGAAAAACUCACUCUUUUGUAUUGAUUAAAAUAAUAUUAUCUAUAAUAAACUAGUGCAAUUUAAAUUAAAAUUACUGUAAAGGUAAUUGAGAAACUGCGCACUUUUCGUGCCACUGCGAAAAGCUCGACAGUUUUCCUUUAAUACCGCCGACAACAAAAAUUGUAA
Molecule: messenger RNA, 1172 nt
Organism: Phyllotreta striolata
Lineage: Eukaryota; Metazoa; Arthropoda; Insecta; Coleoptera; Chrysomelidae
Source: the annotation of a GenBank genome assembly